This is a messenger RNA of Suhomyces tanzawaensis NRRL Y-17324, 1600 nucleotides long. RefSeq lists its product as uncharacterized. NCBI's taxonomy places the organism in Eukaryota, Fungi, Ascomycota, Pichiomycetes, Serinales, Debaryomycetaceae. Bases 114 to 1310 code for a protein of 398 amino acids. The transcript has a single exon. The record is from RefSeq and is a predicted model, not a curated record.
GCUAUUUUUUUUGCGGCUAUAUUUGAUCUUGAUCUAGCUCCCUUGACUAUAUAACUACUAGCUUCUCCCCUCCCUUCUGAUCAUUAGUCACUUAGUUCUAUUCCUUCGCUACAAUGGUUAAGUUACUUUCCCUCGCUGCUGCUGCUACUCUCCUCACCGCCACCUCUGCCGUCGAUGUCGCCUGUGUCGUCAACGGUGUGAGUGUUGCUACCGUCGACUUGGAAACUGGUACUUGUCCAUUCCCAAUCCCAGCUGACUUGCCAGUCACCUUCGACUUCAGCUCGGCCGAUGACUUCAAGGUCGACUUCUACUACGCCCUUGCCAACAACAACCGUUUCUACAACGACAUCGUCGCUGCUGGCAGAAUUAUCGAAAUCGCAGCCAUCGACUUGUACCAACAAGCUGCUGCUCAAUUGUUCGGUGUCCACCUCGAACAACGUCCAUCCGGUAACUCUACUGCUGCCAUCAGAAAGAGAUUGUUGGGUAAGUCCAAGUUGGCUUCCAGAGACGAAAUUUCUGACUUCGUUGACCACUUGAAGACCCUCGAUGGUGCUGCCAUCCCAGGUACUCCUAUUGAGUUCGCUGUUGUCGACCCAGUCAACGCCACCUCCUCCUCAUCUGUGCCAGCUGUCACUUCCACUGCUUCCCGUUCUGCCACCGGCUCCGCCUCUGGCUCUGCUACUAUCACUGGCUCUGCCUCUGGUACCCUCACUGUCACUGACAAGCACACCACUGUCGUGACCAUCACCUCUUGUUCCGACAACAAGUGCCACGAAACCACCGUCGCUGCCACCCCAGCUGUCACCACCCAAACCGUUGACGGUAAGACCACCGUCUACACCACCUACUGCCCAGUUGAAACCACCAAGGCUGCUGAAAUCACCUCUACCUACACCUCUGCUGGUACUGUCUACACCACCGUGUGCCCAGCCACCGAAGUCGUUUCCACCUACACCUCUAACGGUAAGCCAUACACCACCACCUACCUCACUGCCGUGACUCCAGUCACCAAGACCCAAGAAGUCGUCUCUGUCUGGACUUCCGCCGGUAAGCCAUACACCACCACCUACUACACCACUGCCACUGAAGUCCCAGUCACCUCUGUCUGGACUUCCGCCGGUAAGCCAUACACCACUGUCUACUACGGUACCGUCAGCGAUGUUGCUCAACAAACCCAAAAGACCGUUGUCGCUGCUCCAUCUGCCGCUGCUCCAUCCCCAGUCAUCAGUGUCUACUCCACCAACGCCGCCGCUGCCGCUGCUGGUUCUUUCUUGAUGUUCGCCAUGGUCCCAUUGGCUUACUUGAUCUAAGUGCAUCUCAACAUUCCAAACGGUGCUUCACCAUUCUUCAUUUCGUGCAAAUCGCAGCACAUAUCGAUUCUAAUCCACUGCUUGCCAGUCACAGCAGACUCCCUUGUUCAAUAGCUGCGGAUAAUUCUUUCUGCUUUCGCCUAUCAUCCUUUGAUACUGUAUUAUUUGGUUUUACUGACCCAUUCGUUCAAUACCCUCGUUCAAUUUCUAAUACACGAGUUUUACUCCUUUUCGCACCCGUAACCGUACCACGGCUGUAGGCUGGUCCAACCGUCUUAGGAUCCGUGGUC